AUGGUGGUUUGUGGCAUCUGUGAUGAGUCGGGCCCGAAGGAGGAACUCAGCCACGAGUACAAGGGGAUGAUGCUGCACCAAGUAUGCUGGAACGGGCUGCGGGCGCACAACAACUGCAUCAAGACUGCGCCUGCGCACAUCAAGGCCCAGGUCUUUGAGGAGUUCCAGAGCGACCGCCCUGCUUGGAAGAAACGCAUGAUGGCAUGGAAGGACCCGAGCAAGCAAUCACGGGAGGUCGCUCGCAAUGACGUGGUGAAGAGUUUCAAGGCAGGUGUCGAGCAUUCGACACACCAGAGCAACCUGAGCCUUGACGAUGACAUGGUCGUCAGCCUUAUCGAGUUCCAGAGUUGGAAAGGGUUUUGGCAUCGCACGACGGACGAGCAGUCUAAGAUGGAAUUCGAGCGCUUGCACCAGUCCCAGCAGGGGCAACACGACCUCAAGGACGCCAAGGGCGCCGUCAUCGAGCGGAAGAUCGCGUACAAGGACAUCGGCAGGUUCCGCAAGGAGCGGGGCGCCACCGAGAAGUCGUUCACCAAGGAGACCUCGGAGGUGUCUGAGUUCGAGUACCAGCAGAAGCGCGGGCGUUUCUCUGUCAAAUCUGCUCCCGCUGGCCCUGGGCCCAGCUCCUUGGCAUCGGCAGCGCCCCCCCUUGAGUCAUCUACGCGGGUGUAUUCGUCGGAGCACUGGGUUGUUGGCGGGGAUUCGGCGUCGACGCGUUCCGCAGGGACUUUGAGCGCUGAGACUCUGGCUCAGAACUUGGCGAGUUCUCCCAAGGACGGCAACGACGUUGGGGCACAGGGGCAGGCGUCGGACCACGGGAAGCAGUCAUCAGCAGGAGGCGGUUCGAAGCCCAAGUUGUUCAACGCGAAGCUGGGGAUCAGCAUCGACGACCAGACCAGGGAGCGCACCAUCCCCUCGGGCCCAGAGGUAGAGGCCAUGGAGCCCAUCAGCUUCAUGGAGGCGAAGCGGCUGUGGGCCGCCAUGGCCGCACACGUCGUGAAAGGGUUUUUGGACCCCACCAGCGGCUACGUGAAGCAGCUCAACACUGCCAGCCAGGCGGUGGGCAAGGACAAGGAAGGCGAUUUGCACCAGCCCACGUCGGAGUUGGUUGACAAGCUCACGGGCGUGGCAACGGAGCUCGAGACCUAUGUCAGCAAGUGCGGGGAGCAGUGCACCAAGGCGGAGUUCGUCAAGCACGUGGUGGUGAUGGACGCCAAGAUGACCGACCUCGACGGGCAGAGGAAGCACGUGCAGUCGCAGCUCAGCGGGCUCAAGUACUUGCAGGAGAAGUUCGGCCACAACAAAUCGAUCGCGUACAUGGGCCACUACAACAGGCGCGUCAAGAUCACCAAGCGUUUGCAGAAGGGGGGCUUUGGAAAGGAAUACGCCGACGCCAUGAGUCGGGCUCUGUACGCAGCGACUGGCGACGAACAGCGAGCUUCUCUGACCGAGGCUGGAAAAGGCUCGUCCAAAGGCAAGACUAGAAAGGUGCUUCCCUUCCGAGGUGACGUCGAGGUGGACUUGGAGUUCAACGGCGACAAGGUCGCCAUGUGGAAGGACCCUGAGACAGCGACGCUCGGGGUGAUCAAGGACUUCAUCGAUAAGAACAAUGAGGCGAUCACGAGCAAGCUCAAAGUCCACCAGGAGCAGUUUGAUGAGAACGGCGCCAAGUGGAUCGGCUGUUGCGGGCGCCUGGGCUCCAGCGUCACGAAGGUGGACUUCGGCCAGGUGGGCUCGGAGGUCUACGACCUCCUCGAGGGGGGGCUGGUGCCGUGGGUCUGCACGGUGAAGCCAGACAGCCCCCGCGUGGGGCCGUCAGCGGUCCCCCUUUCGGGCUACGAGUGCGUGCUGGUGCCAUUGACGCCCAACAUGGCGUACUUCGUUCACCCCGUGGCGGAAGUGGUAGCCCAGGGGGUCUCGCUCAAAGACAUCAUGAAAUUCUUCGAGACAGAGGAAGGGGCCAAGAUCAACCAGGCUAGCUUCAUCCUCCAGCCUGAGGUCGGGCAAGCGGCCCACGUUCCGUGCGGGCACGUCGCGCAGGUGCUCUUCUACCCCGUGGAGGCAGCAGCGACCUCCAGCAAGACCUGCAACCUCGGCCACACGUUGUUCACCCCCCUGCUGCACGGCGGCAGGUUUAAGGCCAGGGUGGCGGCCCUGGACGGGGCCGCGGGCACAGCUGUCAAGACGUCCAACAUGGACUACAUGCGCACAAUGAGCAGCGCCAUGUACAAGGAUCGGCUCAGCUCAUUGACGCGCUUCCAUAGCGAGUGAGUGGAGGCGCAGGACGCAGGAGCGGGCGGCGCGGCCCUCGACGUGCGUGCUCGUGACAUCGGCGCUCGCAUGCACUCACGAUCA
Prorocentrum cordatum is the source of this 2355-nucleotide messenger RNA. The record is from the annotation of a GenBank genome assembly. Lineage: Eukaryota; Dinophyceae; Prorocentrales; Prorocentraceae.